CUAACCAUCCAGUCCGGUUGUAAAACGUUUUUUCUUCUGCUUCAAUCCGGCAAGCCGUAAUUAACUUUAGACUCUCCGCUGUGGCAAGGAUUCUUUCCCUCUCCCCCCACCCACUCGUCUACCCCCUCUACCUCCAUCCCCCGUUUAACCGUUCGUUGUAUCCUUGCAUGCACUUAGCCAAAUUGAAGUUGCUUAUUACUGUGAGACUUGAUCAAAUUAGCGAUCUAUUGGAAAGGAGACCAAACAACGGGGGUGGGUAGCAAGGCCCGGGUACACACACAAGGCGAACCACCGCUUUUCCCUUUGAAAUGAUUGAGUGUGUGCGAUUGUUUCAACAUGGCCAGCAAUUAUCGUUCCAGCUUCUCGCUUUCAUCGAUAUUUCAGAAUUAAAACUGCAUGACUCUUGGCUAAACUGGUUUUCCUUUGGAGUUCGUCGUUGUCGUUAGCUUGUUUAUUUGUUGUUACUCCCACCCCCCUUCUCCUAUUUUAAUCUUCAGUCCUGGUAUCCGAUUGGACUAGGACAUCAAAUAUGCUCGAGAUGCCGCAAAGAUAGAAAGUGUCUCCGAGACUCUUCUGUUGUCCACAACGCAACUUUUUCGUCCAUCCGUUCAAAUCUACUAUCUUCUUAACCACAAGUUUUUGCACUUAAACACUAACAUCGUUCUUAAACUAUAAAAAAGAAUUAUGCUAUCGAACAUCAUCCAGUGUUGCAAACACUACGAUGCUAAAUGUGCCUGAACUUUUAUUCGCAAUAAUAAACUUCCUCCUACGAAGUACUUGCAUGAAUACACGCGCUUACGUCAAAAAUCAGUGGCUGCAUCACGUUCUGCAGAGAAUCUUUAUAGCAAUAUUAACAACCAUCCCGAAGUGUGCCGGUUGUGAACAACCAAUCCUGGACAGAUUUAUUUUAAAAGUUCUGGAGCGUUCCUGGCAUGGAAAAUGCCUAAAAUGUAUCGACUGUCAAGCACAACUCGCCGACAAAUGUUUCGCCCGAAAUGGUCAAGUUUUUUGCAAAGAUGACUUUUUCAAACGGUUUGGGACGAAGUGUGCUGGUUGUGAGCAAGGAAUUCCACCCACCCAGGUAGUGCGGAGAGCGCAGGAUAAUGUCUACCACCUGCACUGCUUCGCAUGUAUCCUUUGCAAACGACAGCUCAACACAGGUGAUGAAUUUUACCUUAUGGAGGACAACAAGCUCGUCUGCAAAGCAGAUUACGAAGCAGCCAAAGCACGCGAGGGGACAACGAAGCGGCCGCGCACCACCAUCACCGCAAAACAGCUCGAAACCUUAAAGACAGCAUACAACAACAGUCCGAAACCUGCCAGGCACGUUCGAGAGCAGCUCAGUCAAGACACAGGCUUGGACAUGCGCGUCGUCCAAGUCUGGUUUCAAAACAGACGCGCCAAAGAAAAACGUCUAAAAAAAGACGCCGGUAAGAGCAGAUGGGGAGAAUACUUCAGAAAUGGUCAUCUGAAACAAGCAGUAGCGUCUGGUAGUGGUCCUCCUACGUCCCCAGAGAGUAGCAUCGAAAGAGGUGGCGAUGAUUCCUUAGAAAUUGAUCUCAGGUCUCAUAAAGAUUUCAGAGAUGAUGAUCUAAGGGACACAUUUGGUACUCCAAUGGGUAAUUCACAACUCGGUGAAACCGACUCAUCUAUGAGGCCAUCUCCAACCCCGCCUAAUGGAAUGAAUUAUCUUGGUCCAGGAGGGCAUACCUACCCCGGCCCUGGAACGCCACCUUACCUGGCUGGCAGCCACAGCCCUUAUCCACCUUCUUACUACGGAGAUGCUUAUCAUCAAAAUGGACACCUUACGGGAGGACUCCCUCCCCCAAGGGGAAUCCUCGGGGUACCUCCCCAACCUACAGAUCUUAGUGCGGGUAGUCGGAACUUAACAUUUCCCGAAUUCCCACCAAGUCCAGCGUCCUGGCUCGAUGAAGUGGACGGUGGAGGGGGCGGUGUGCCGCCUUCUGCUGCCCAAUAUUGAGAAAAAGGUUAAUUGAAAGGGUUAAUUGGCCUGUGAAUAACCACCGGAUGUCUUCCGGUCGAGUUUGAGAAUGAGGACUUUACGGACGUGGUUUCCCGCAACUUGCUUCUGUCGCAUGACCCUGUCGAGGGUCUUUAAUGAAGUCAUGUCAAUGAGCAUAAUAAUCAACGUGAGAGAGAAAAGCGUAUUAAAUCAUUACAACCAGAAGAAAACCCUUAUCUUUAUAUUUCUCAAUUUACACUCACAGAUUUUCUUUUUUAACAAAACUACUUCUUUCAUUUUGAAAUAGUAUUAAAACAAUUGUGUUAUUGUAGCUGUUAAGGAAUUAAUAUUUCUUUUAGUAUCAAAAAGAUUAAAACCAAAAAAGUAAGGAUAAAGGUGUUCAGCACUUAUAAAAUAAAUAAUAAUAAUAGUAUCUUUAACAUUAACAUAACAUUUAACAUCAUAAAUAAUAAUAAUAGUAUAUUAAUCAUUUUGCUCUCAUAGAACUUUCAAGCAGAAAAAUGUUAAUGUCCCUUUUAUUUAAGUUCAAGUUAUUUGUCAUUAGUAACUUGCUUUGUUAUUAUGGUAUUUUUAAUAAAUUUAACAAAUUUUUCGAUAAUUAACAAAAGUCAACAUAUAUGUAUAUAUAUAUAUAUUAGCAAAAUUUUAAUUAUGAGUUACGGAAAACAGGAAGGGCUAAGGGUUAUGUAUAUUUAUUCUUGCUCGUGCAAGUAAUGCAUUAAUUCAAAUUCUCAAAUUUACACAAAUUCAUUCUUAAUAGUUUUUUAUUUAACUCUAAUGAGUAUAACGUCUAAAUUCAAACUGAUACAAAAAAAAAAAAAAAUAAUUCUAACUGUAUAGUUUUUUUUUAAAUAUCUGGUUUUUUGUUUCAUUUCAUACUGACUACACUCCUCACAAUGGGAACCACUUCGUAAAACUACGGUUUUCAUUCGAAACUCAUUGCUCCACCGAAACAGAAGCGGACAAAUGUCUCAUCCAGAUAGAAGCAGAGCAAUAUUUUAGAAAGAAAAAAAAAAUAAAAAUAAAAACACCACGUUUUUCGUCGUGCUCUCUGAAGCACUUCAGAGGACGUUCGAAAUCAUUUGUAAGUUUUAAUCUGUAUAAAGUUGAAGAACUUGAGAUACAUUUAUCGUCAAGAGAGAGCUCUUACUGUUGUAUUUUAUUUCGGUUUCUGUACAGAAUCACAUAAAAUGGAGAGCUUCAUAUUUGCGUUGUGGCCAGUGGUUACAUAUGUUAUGUGUGGAUAGUCAUCCUUUACAAUUAUGUGAUCGUCAGAAGUCACAUCCUUCAAGAAGUGAAAUGGCUUAGUUUUCAUGAUUUCUGGUACUUCGAGUCAAAUUAACUUGGCACUGUUGAGGAAACUACAGUAUGUAAUAUUGCAAUAGUCUUUGGCACAAUUCUUCAAUUUUCAAAAAAAAAAACCUAAUUGAAAAUAAUUAUCGCAGAAUGAAAUUUAAAAUUAAUGGAACUUCUAAGGGUAUCCAAUUGUAGAUGGGUAUUUCUUUAUUUUUUCCUUGAUUUCAUUUUAUUCAUCAAGUAAAGAAAGCGAACCUCAAGACUGUUUGAUUCUCUUAACAAGAAUAAAGUUAAAUAUACUCUACGCUAUUCCUUUUUAUUCUUUUUUCUUAAAAGCAAAACUAUUUUUGCAUCAUACAGUUAUUUCUCUUUAAUGAAAAAAAUAUCCUUGCAAAAUUAAUGAAUGAAUUAAAUGUCUCUAAUUUAUUAUAAUUUAAUUUAAUUUAGUAGAAAAAAAGUCCAAAUAAAUUCAUAGUCUAAAAUCACUACAAUUAUUUUCUCCUUUUUCCAUAGAGUACUGUAGAAUAAGAAUUUCGAUAAUAAAAUAAACCAGUUAAUAGAAGAAAACAAUUUUAUUUAAUUUAUUCUAAAUUUAUAUUUUUCGCUCAAUACUGAGUUUUACCUAUACAGAAUACAUUCAAGUCUACAUUAGCUGUAUUUUAGUGUAAGGAGUCAAAAUUAAUUUCUCAUUUUAUCCUAUUGUUAAAAUAGUUUAUGUAGAUAAUAAUGUGGACAAUAAUUUUCCACCUUGUAUAUGGUCCUUUCCUUUCUUUCGUGUUUUUGCAAUAAAACUGCGGUUGAACUUCAAAAUUACAAAAAAAAAAAAUUGAUAUUGGAGCCUAUAAAUGACCAUAGGCUAUUGCUAAGUUAAACUGACACGAAGUAUUAUUAAUUGUUUCCGACCACGCUCGAAAAAUGAAAUGCAUUUCAUAUUUUAUAUAUUCAUCGAAAUUAAUAUAUUUAUUUUCUGAUACAAGCCACUUGAAAUCCAAAGCGAUAAACUUUAACCAUUUUCCAUCAAAUUUAACAUUGUUGUAUUCAACAAUAUGUGCCAUAUUUCCAAAGAGUAAAAGAUUUUUAAAUAGCAUUUCUAAUAGAAUACCAGAACUAUAACUAAAAAAAGAACUUAACUUAAGAAUUAAUAUGAAAAGUUAAAAUGAAAAAAAUAAUUACAGUUUCAGCACCAAAUAAUUUUUAUACCACAUAAAACUUAAUUAAAAACUUCAGACAGCACGCAGACAGUUCUGCUGAAGAAAAAAAAAUUAUCAUAAAAUCUUCCAAUAAAGAGUAAUGAUUUAUAGCUCAGCGAAAAUUCAAUAAUCGAAGUUAAUAAAGCUUUUUUAAUAGUAAAUAUUAAUUAUAAAUACACAUUAAAGCUGGAUCUCAAGUGGUUUAUAUGCGAUCUUACUAAUACGCUAACCUUUCUAAAUUAUGUAUAAUGCAUAGAUUAACAUUAUUACUUUAUGUAAAUUUCUGUAUUAAAGUAAACAAGUAACUAUCAAAAUAUAAAUAUUGGAGAAAACUGAUUGAUUUUUCCUUCUGAUGGAUGUGCUACUAUUAUUAUUUCAAUGUAAUCAUCGUCAUUUUUCUAUCACUUGGGCACAAUAAACUAGUCAAUUAUA
This is a messenger RNA of Parasteatoda tepidariorum (common house spider), 4902 nucleotides long. Its product is annotated as LIM/homeobox protein Lhx3. The record is from RefSeq and is a predicted model, not a curated record. NCBI's taxonomy places the organism in Eukaryota, Metazoa, Arthropoda, Arachnida, Araneae, Theridiidae. Gene Ontology annotation, cellular component: nucleus. Gene Ontology annotation, molecular function: DNA-binding transcription factor activity, RNA polymerase II-specific; RNA polymerase II transcription regulatory region sequence-specific DNA binding; zinc ion binding. Gene Ontology annotation, biological process: neuron differentiation; regulation of transcription by RNA polymerase II.